AAGAGUAGGGUGACUGCGGAGAUCAUCUUUUGGGGUGCUGUGCCCAGAUUUCCGGUGCUGGGAAGAAGACUCAAGCCCGCAGGGCUCUUUUGAUCUUGAGACCCUCUGACGGUGACUGGGCUGCAGGAGGAAGUACUUGUGGCUCAGGUCUGUUCCUGGGACUUCUGCUGCUUGGUUGGUAUCUCUGUAGCAGGUUCAAGGGUGAUGCCUCCAGUUGUGGUCCUCCGGGCCAGCCCCCUGGGCGAGUCCCCACGGCAGAGAAACGGGAUGGCAGUAUGGGGCCAUGGCCAGCACCAGUUGCCUCGGGCCGGAUGAGGUUGUCAGAUGGUGGCAAAGGUGGGAAUCUGGGACUGAAUUGUGCCCAGAAACCUCAGAGUCCAUGCUGUUCUGGGCUCCCUUUCCCCAGACACAUUCUGUCUGGUGGAUGGAGAGGAGCUGUGCAGGGAGGAAGAAUAGGAAUAGAGAAUGAGGGAAGGUAGCACAGCACAUCCAGCCUGAUGUAGCCCCCCUUUUGGGGACCGCGGUGGGUCCUCCUCACCUGAGUGGACAACCCCACGGUGGUACCCUGCCAGAGCGCACCUGAACUCCGCGACUCCCUUCUGAAAUGAGGACAGAUUGGAUGUUCUCUCAAGCUGAGACCCUGUGUGCACAACCCUCAGGGCUGGUGACAGCAGACAGGAGAAGAUGGCAGGGAAGGCCUGGGGGACAUGACCCCAAGGAGAGCGGGAACAGGACGAGGCUCUAAAUUAUCCAUCAGCACAGGCCGGCCAGUGGCCCGAUGCAUAAAUGUAUAGAGAAAAUAAGUGGGGGCGGAGGGGGAGAGAGAAGGGACCAGGGUAUAAAAAGGGCCGGCAAGGGACUGACUCCAGGAUCCCAGCAUCCAGCUCCCCAAACCGCUAAGGGCCCUGUGGACAGCUCACCCCCAGCUGUGAUGGCUGCAGGCCCUCGGAACUCUGUGCUCCUGGCGUUUGCCCUGCUCUGCCUGCCCUGGCCCCAGGAGGUGGGCGCCUUCCCAGCCAUGCCCUUGUCCAGCCUGUUUGCCAACGCCGUCCUCCGGGCCCAGCACCUGCACCAACUGGCUGCCGACACCUACAAAGAGUUUGAGCGUGCGUACAUCCCGGAGGGACAGAGGUAUUCCAUCCAGAACGCGCAGGCUGCCUUCUGCUUCUCGGAGACCAUCCCGGCCCCCACGGGCAAGGACGAGGCCCAGCAGAGAUCCGACAUAGAGCUGCUCCGCUUCUCUCUGCUGCUCAUCCAGUCGUGGCUCGGGCCCGUGCAAUUCCUCAGCAGGGUCUUCACCAACAGCCUGGUGUUCGGCACCUCAGACCGAGUCUACGAGAAGCUCAAGGACCUGGAGGAAGGCAUCCAAGCCCUGAUGCGGGAGCUGGAAGAUGGCAGCCCCCGGGCCGGGCAGAUCCUGAAGCAAACCUACGACAAGUUUGACACCAACUUGCGCAGUGACGACGCGCUGCUCAAGAACUACGGGCUCCUGUCCUGCUUCAAGAAGGACCUGCACAAGGCCGAGACGUACCUGCGAGUCAUGAAGUGUCGCCGCUUUGCGGAGAGCAGCUGUGCCUUCUAGUCUCUGGGCAUCUGGGUCGCCCCCUCCCUGGCGCCUCCCCUGACCCUGGAAAGUGCCACUCCUGCACCCACCGUGCUUUCCUAAUAAAAUUAAUUUGCAUCGUA
Messenger RNA from Suricata suricatta (meerkat), 1686 nucleotides. RefSeq names its product somatotropin. The coding region runs from base 779 to 1582 and encodes 267 amino acids. Gene Ontology annotation, molecular function: growth hormone receptor binding; hormone activity. NCBI's taxonomy places the organism in Eukaryota, Metazoa, Chordata, Mammalia, Carnivora, Herpestidae. Gene Ontology annotation, cellular component: extracellular region. The record is from RefSeq and is a predicted model, not a curated record. Gene Ontology annotation, biological process: positive regulation of growth; animal organ development; response to nutrient levels. The transcript has 5 exons.